GACAUUCAAUAAUACAGAGAGACCUCGUAUGACAUAACCACAGAACACUAUGUCAGGGCCAAAUAAAAAGAAGAGCAUGAAUGUGCCUUACGCACGGGAUAGGCGUGCGGUAGAAGCGGAUCACAAGCGUUCCCGGUCAUUCAUAGACCUACAGCAUAGUCGUACGAAUGGCAGCGCAGGGUUGAAUGUCAAUGCGAAACCAUAUAUGAAGUUGGAACCAGGUGCACCACAGUAUGUGUUCACUCAGCAGCAAGGAUACAGCGGACCUGCCGACGUGUCGGGGCAGAGUGACUUUGACAGUUAUUCUAGCUUUGUGCAACCACAGCAACAAAACAACUUCUCAGCAUAUUUCAGCGGUGCACAGAAUACUUAUCUACAGCAAGGAACCACACAAGCCGAUUACAGCGUAAACCAGCACACGCAGACGGACUAUAACAACAACGGCGGCAAUACCUCACGCGACCACGAUAUACACAUCCAACAGCAACGCCAGCAGCUUCUGCAGCAACAGCAACAAAGGCAACAGCAACAACAACAGCACCAGCACCAGACUCGAGAAUUCCAGUCUAGUUCUGGUCUCCCGCAGAACCAGUACGGCAAUCAGCAUAAACCAGGAGACACGCUCAACAUGCUCAACUUAGAAUCUCAAGCCCGUAACAUAAACAACCCCGAGGUGGGUACAUUUCCCACUGCUAUCAUCACCGCCAGCGACAACACUCACGCUGCCCACAGUUACUAUGCUGGCAACCUCGCAACAGGGUCAAGCCCCAUGCCAAACUUCCACACAGGCGCUUACAACUUCGAUAUGGGCCUGGUUAAGCCAGACACAACUCUGGACGACGACUUCCAGUCACUGCUUGACUCUGCACAUCUCAGUGCGUUUGACGAAGCCGACUUCGACAUGUCCAUGAUGAGAAAUCGUGCGUAUGCGAAGUUGGAUGGGUUAGUACAGCCAGUUCAUUCAGUGCAAUCACCAACGGACACAAAGCUCAGCGUAGGAGACAAUGCUGCGCAUAGUGUGUGCAGUGGCGAGAGUGGUGAUUACGACCACGUUUUACGAGGUAUGUAG
This is a messenger RNA of Sphaeroforma arctica JP610, 1069 nucleotides long. RefSeq lists its product as hypothetical. The record is from RefSeq and is a predicted model, not a curated record. The coding region runs from base 50 to 1069 and encodes 339 amino acids. The transcript has a single exon. NCBI's taxonomy places the organism in Eukaryota, Ichthyosporea, Ichthyophonida.